Dicrocoelium dendriticum is the source of this 1263-nucleotide messenger RNA. The record is from the annotation of a GenBank genome assembly. Lineage: Eukaryota; Metazoa; Platyhelminthes; Trematoda; Plagiorchiida; Dicrocoeliidae.
AUGCGAGUCUACCUAGAUGGUGCAGUACACAAGCCGCAUAACUCUGCUAUCAGCAUCCAAGCACGAGCAAUAAGCAUCGCCAGUAUGUAUUCGUCAAGGAAUGUUCGACCGAAGGCGCUCAUAACUGAAGCAUCGACUCCACGAAAGUCGACACCGGUGCGAAAGAUAUUGGUGGGCAAACGAAUUUUGCAGCGAAAACCUACCACGUUGUUAAAACAGAUCGAUACUAGUACGUUGACACGUCACACAUGCAAUCUCUCGUUGCCUUAUGCUUCGACAACGCCACUUUUCCAUACGCCCGGCAUAGACUACGUGUUAUCUGUAACGCUGAACAUGCUGAAUUCUCUCUCCGGUCUCAAAGAUUCUCCACUUACACGUCGUCUACUUCUUCCAACUUUGUGCCAAACGCGUCGGACAGAUCUGCUCUUCGUUGUCUUCACCAAGCCAACAGAUUUUAAGGCAAGGAAUCAUAUUAGACAGACCUGGGCCUCUUUACGCUACUUUCGCUUCGAUGGCAUAAGGAACCAUUCGGAGAAUAAUAUUGGUGUGAUUGAUUAUUUCUUUACGGUUGCAUUCUCGAAUCCACUCAACGUGAGUCUCCAAGAUUUGGAUCUCAUCACAGCUGAGAUUUUUCGAGAGCGUGAUAUGCUACCUGUCCAGUUGAAAGGCGCCCAGAGCAACUCUGUUACCCUGCACUUACUUGCUAGCGAAUUCCUAUUAACUGCUUGCCAACACAACACACAUCACGUAGUUUUCAUCGACAAAGGUCUUAUCCCAAACGUUCCGUUGCUAGGCAGUUUUGCUGUGUCACAGACUCCAUCCAGUGACCAGACACCGGAGCCUGUGUACUGCUUUUCUGUGACCGAUGCGCAACCUAUACGCCCAAAGAAGGAAAAACGCCUGAGCUCAGCGGAAGUGGUCACUCUAGCCGAAUGGCCUCGACCACGCUACCCCCCUCAUUGUAACAUCGAGUUGGGUGGUUUUAUGAUCUCCCUGUCCAGCCUACGAAUGUGGCGCGCCUGUGCUCGGCACUACAGAGUGUUUAAGUUACCUCAUGUUCAUCUGACCGGCAUUUUGACGGAAGCCGCGGGGAUCCCCGUACGGUCUUAUUGGGCCACUUACGGACAAGCCACGCGCCUGUUGCCUGGCCUUGGCGUCAGCUCUGAAGCUGGUCGACAUCCAUUUUUUACGCACGGUGACCAACAACCGACAUGGGUUUGGCGAAGUGUGUUUCGGGCCACUCUGGCUGAGGCGUUACUUUAA